GUCGGGGGUGUGGGUUCUGCAGCACUGACCCACGGUUUGUGAUUUCUCUCAGGCGGAUCUGUGCACGGGGCUGCAGGGCUUCCUCAUCUUCCACAGUUUCGGGGGCGGCACCGGCUCUGGGUUCGCGUCUCUGCUCAUGGAGCGGCUGUCGGUGGAUUACGGCAAGAAGUCCAAGCUGGAAUUUGCCAUUUACCCAGCCCCACAGGUGUCCACGGCCGUGGUGGAGCCCUACAACUCCAUCCUGACCACCCACACGACCCUGGAGCAUUCCGACUGUGCCUUCAUGGUGGACAACGAAGCCAUCUACGACAUAUGUCGGCGCAACCUGGAUAUCGAGCGGCCCACGUACACCAACCUCAAUCGUCUGAUCGGGCAGAUCGUGUCCUCCAUCACGGCCUCCCUGCGAUUCGAUGGGGCCCUGAACGUGGACUUGACGGAAUUCCAGACCAACCUGGUCCCGUACCCCCGCAUCCACUUUCCCCUGGCCACGUACGCCCCGGUCAUCUCUGCCGAGAAGGCCUACCACGAGCAGCUGUCCGUGGCCGAGAUCACCAAUGCCUGCUUCGAGCCAGCCAACCAGAUGGUCAAGUGUGACCCUCGGCACGGCAAGUACAUGGCCUGCUGCAUGUUGUACAGGGGGGACGUGGUCCCGAAAGAUGUCAACGCAGCCAUCGCCACCAUAACCAAGCGCACCAUCCAGUUUGUGGAUUGGUGCCCGACUGGAUUUAAGGUGGGCAUCAACUACCAGCCCCCCACCGUCGUCCCCGGGGGGGACCUGGCCAAGGUGCAGCGGGCCGUGUGCAUGCUGAGCAACACUACCGCCAUUGCCGAGGCCUGGGCCCGCCUGGACCAUAAGUUUGACCUCAUGUACGCAAAGCGAGCCUUUGUGCACUGGUACGUGGGGGAGGGCAUGGAGGAAGGGGAGUUCUCUGAGGCCCGGGAGGACCUGGCAGCUCUGGAGAAAGAUUAUGAAGAGGUGGGUGUGGAUUCCGUGGAAGCAGAGGCUGAAGAAGGGGAAGAAUACUGAGUGGGGGUGGGGCUGGCAGGUCUUCCUCUCCCCCCACCCCCUUCUGCCCCCCUGCAGCACAUCUUGUUUCCAGUUGUUUACAGUUAAAGUUUCUGUACAAAACCUCUGUGAACUGUGGUGCACGGCCAGGCGCACUCCUCUGCCUCCAGGGAUGGGUAGGACCCGAAGCCUGCUGGGCCAUGUGGAAGGCUGUCCCCGGCUGCACUGUAGGACUACAGGGAGCACUGCUGACAUCUGUAAGGAGCCACUGCUUAUGUGCCAUGAUCUGCGGGAAACAGUGUUUUCAAAUCAAGGUUUCAGAGCCCAAGAUUUCCUACAUCUCGGAAAACGGUGUUAGAUUUUCAGUUGUGUUU
This is a messenger RNA of Ailuropoda melanoleuca (giant panda), 1380 nucleotides long. RefSeq names its product tubulin alpha-3 chain. Lineage: Eukaryota; Metazoa; Chordata; Mammalia; Carnivora; Ursidae. The record is from RefSeq and is a predicted model, not a curated record. Gene Ontology annotation, biological process: microtubule-based process. Gene Ontology annotation, molecular function: GTP binding; structural constituent of cytoskeleton. Gene Ontology annotation, cellular component: microtubule.